AUGUCCCAAGUCAAGCAAGUGGGUCUGUUGGCUGCUGGGUGUCAACCUUGGAACAAAGAUGUCUGUGCAGCCAGCGGAGACAGAUUUGCUUACUGUGCCACUCUGGCCAUCUACAUUUAUCAGCUGGAUCAUCAGUACAAUGAAUUCAAAUUGCAUGCAAUUAUGUCUGAACAUAAAAAGACAAUCACUGCAAUUUCUUGGUGUCCCCACAACCCUGACAUCUUUGUGAGUGGCAGUGCAGACCACAUAGUGAUCAUUUGGAAUGUGGCUGAACAAAAAGUUGUUGCAAAACUUGACAAUAUAAAAGGAAUUCCUGCUUCUGUUAGCUGGUGCUGGAAUGCUGGAGAUACUGUGGCAUUUGUUUCUCACAGAGGUCCACUGAAUAUUUGGACUAUUUCAGGACCAGAUAUGGGUGUGACUGUACACAAAGAAGCCCAUGGCUUCUUGUCUGAUAUUUGUCUCUUUAGAUGGCAUCCCCAAAAAAGAGGAAAAGUUAUAUUUGGACAUUCUGAUGGAAGCCUUUCAAUUUUUCAGCCAGGUUCUAAGAAUCAGAAACAUGUUCUGAGACCUGAAUCUCUUGAAGGGACCGAUGAAGAGGAUCCUGUUACAGAUCUGGAAUGGGACCCAUUGUCUACUGACUAUCUCCUUGUGGCAAAUUUGCUUAAUGGCAUUCGCCUUGUAGAUUCUGAAUCACUUUCUUGUAUCACAACAUUUAAUUUUCCCACUGCAGCAGUAUCAGUCCAGUGCUUAGCCUGGGUUCCUACUGCCCCUGGGAUGUUUAUAACAGGAGAUUACCAAGUUGGGGUACUGAGAGUUUGGAAUGUUUCAAGGUCAACACCUAUUGAGAACUUUAAAUUGAAGGAAACAGGAUUUCAUGUUUUACAUGUACUUAAUUCUCCCCCAAAGAAAAAAUUUUCAGCUCAUUCUCCAACCAAAAAUCAUUAUACAUCCUCAACUAGUGAAGCUGUUCCUCCCCCAACUUUGACACAGAAUCAAGCAUUUUCUCUUCCUCCGGGCCAUGCAGUCUGCUGUUUUAUGGAUGGUGGAGUUGGAAUUUAUGAUAUGGGAGCCAAGAAAUGGGAUUUUCUUAGGGAUUUGGGACAUGUUGAAACUAUCUUUGACUGCAAAUUUAAACCCGAUAAUCCUAAUCUUUUAGCAACAGCUUCAUUUGAUGGAACUAUAAAAGUCUGGGAUGUAAAUACACUGACAGCAGUCUACACCUCUCCUGGGAAUGAAGGGGUUAUUUAUUCUGUUUCUUGGGCUCCAGGUAAUUUAAAUUGUAUUGCUGGAGCAACUUCCCGAAAUGGUGGUUUUAUUUGGGAUUUUGAAAGAGGCAAAAUAAUAACCCGAUUCAAUGAGCAUGGAAAAAAUGGAAUAUUCUGCAUUGCCUGGAGUCAUAAAGAUUCCAGAAGAAUAGCCACAUGCAGUGCUGAUGGAUUCUGCAUUAUUCGAACAAUUGAUGGAAACAUUCUCCACAAAUACAAACAUCCUGCUGCAGUUUUUGGUUGUGAUUGGAGCCAAAAUAACAAAGACAUGAUAGCUACUGGCUGUGAAGACAAAAAUGUCCGUGUUUAUUACUUAGCCACCAGCUCUGAUCAACCACUGAAAGUGUUUACUGGACAUACUGCAAAGGUGUUUCAUGUAAGAUGGUCUCCCCUGAGAGAAGGAAUACUUUGUAGUGGUUCUGAUGAUGGUACUGUUCGUAUAUGGGAUUAUACACAAGAUACUUGUAUAAAUACACUUACUGGACAUACUGCACCUGUGAGGGGAUUAAUGUGGAACACUGAAAUCCCUUAUCUGCUAAUAUCAGGCAGUUGGGAUAGUACUAUUAGGGUGUGGGAUACUCGAGAAGGAAUCUGUUUGGAUACGGUAUACGACCAUGGUGCAGAUGUAUAUGGGUUAACGUGCCAUCCAAGUCGUCCCUUUACUAUGGCAUCUUGCUCCCGGGAUUCCACAGUGAGACUCUGGUCAUUAACAGCUUUAAUCACUCCUCUACAAAUAAAUAUCCUAGCAGAUAGAUCUUGGGAACAAAUCAUUGGGAACACUGAUCGUGCUAUGGAAUCAGGUGCACCACCUCUCUUGUGUGGGAAAGUAUCAAGAGAUAUUAAACAAGAAGUAGAAAAACUAACAAGUAAUCUUCGAGGGAAAAAACUCAGAUGGUUUUCAGAAUGCUUAUCACCACCAGGAGGCAGCAAAAAUUUAUGGGACCUAGUUGCAGUAAUACAAGGACAAGAUGAUAGCUUACUUCCCCAGGACUACUCCAAAGGAAUUAUGCAUAUGAAACAUCUGGUUAGAUUUAAAACUUCCAAAGCUCAAGAACUAACAAAGGUCAAGAUGUCCAAGUUUGGAGGUGGUAUUGGUAUACCUAGUAAGGAUGAACGCCUAAAGGAAGCUGCUGAGAUUCACUUGAGAUUAGGGCACAUUCAAAGAUAUUGUGAGCUUAUGGUUGAACUUGGAGAGUGGGACAAAGCAUUAUCAGUUGCACCAGGGGUCUCAAUGAAAUAUUGGAAGAAGUUAAUGCAGAGGAGAGCAGAGCAAUUAAUCCUGGAAGUAAAUGAUGAUGUCAUCCCAUAUUGCAUAGCUACUGGGGAUGUGAAAAAGCUACUUAAUUUUUUUACUUCAAGAGGUCAACUUAAAGAAGCCCUACUUAUUGCACAGGCUGCUUGUGAGGGAAAUAUACAGAUUCCACAAGUAUCUAUACAUAAUGAAUCUUCAUAUUCUGAUGCAAAUAACAUGGAUGAUUACAAUGAUCUCUUACAGAGAGUCAGUAAAGAACUAGCAGAAUGGUAUUUCCAAGAUGGCCGAGCAGUGCUGGCAGCAUGUUGUUAUCUGGCUAUAGAUAAUAUUGAGCUUGCUAUGGCAUACCUGAUUCGUGGAAAUGAACUUGAAUUGGCUGUCAGUGUGGGCACCGUCUUAGGAGAGAAGGCGGCACCAGCAACCCAUUACGCCUUACAAUUACUAGCAAGAAAGUGUAUGACAAUUACAACAUGCUUUCCAUUUCUUGGAUACAGGGAUUUGGCAACAGACCUUCUCUUGAGGAUACCUAAUAAUGAGCUACACUUAGUAAAAAUUUGUGCUUUCUACUCAGGAUGUACUGAAGAGAUAAAUGACCUACAUGAGAAGUGUAAUCUACCCACAAUAGAAGAAUGUACAGGAUUAGCAGAGACUGCCCUUGCAGAUGGAAAUAUAUUUGAAACUAUAAAGUAUUACUUGUUAAGUAAAGAACCUGAAAAAGCCCUUCCUAUUGGUAUUCAGUUCAUCAAACAACAAAUGAGCCAUUCAGACUGGACUGUGGAUACAGUGUAUCCAGUUCUUGACCUUCUGAGUUAUGUCCGCACUGAAAGACUAAUGCUACAUAAAUGUAGUGAACUCCGAAAUGAGUUGCUGAUAUUAUGUGGUUACGUUGGUGCUUUGCUAGCAAUCAGAAGACAAUAUCAGAGUAUCGUUCCAGCCCUUUAUGAGUACACAAGCCAACUUUUAAAACGGAGGGAUGUGUUAGUGCCUUUGAGAAUUGAACAACUUUCUGAAGAACUGGAUGCCUGGAGAGCUUGCCUACAUUCAGCCAACAAAUCAACAGAAGAACCUCCACAUACCCCUCCUUCUGACUCCCAAAGAAUGAUUUAUGCAAGUUUGCUAAAGAAAAUGAAGGAAGAACCACUCAUAGGUAUCACUGGACCAGACUCUGUCACUGGAUCAAAUCUUCCAAGUCAUUCAGAUAUCCAUAUCUCUUGUUUGACAGGAUUAAAGAUUCAGGGUCCUGUCUUUUUCCUUGAAGAUGGAAAAUCAGCAGUUUCACUGAAUGAUGCUUUGAUGUGGGCAAAGGUGAAUCCAUUCUCCCCCUUAGGGACAGGAAUACGACUUAAUCCAUUCUGAAAGAAUUACUUUUCUCCUUACUAAAUUGCAUAAGGGGUAGGGAGGGAAGAGUUCCUGCAGGUUAAUAUUACCAUAACCUCAAAUGCUGAAGUACAGAAAAAUAACAGUUGAUUUUUAUCCUGAAUGGCAAAUGUAUUUGAAUUGUGGAAUUUACACACAUAAGGAAAGGAAAAUGAAAAAUUGAUGAAAAUGAAAUAUUCAAGUUAUUUAAAGGAAAAUUAUCACAUUAUUUAACUGAUAGCCAAGUUGGAAAGAAAAGUUAAUAUUCUUUUUAUAAGACAGUCAAAAUAUUUAAAUUAUGAAAGACUAUAUGCAAAGAAUGAAAAUCCUUUGCACGCUAAGAACAAUACCAAAAUGCCAAGUAGUUAAAACACUGACAUUUAUGUUUCAAAUACAUAAAAAGGCUAAAUAAGCAUUAAGUUCUGCCAUCCUACAGUGGGUUUUAAAUUACCUGACUACUUACAUUUUUUGGUUUGUAAAAUGUGUAAUUGUCCCUUUUUAUCUUUGGCUCAUAUUUAAUAAAAUAUUUCUCUUAGAAAUUAGAUAAGUGUAAAUAAAUGUGUUCAUAGUUCAAUCAAUACAAUUUUCAAGAUCACAUUAAAAGUUCACCUAUCUAAUCACAUACACUCAAAUGUAUUUUGAUAUUGACAAAACACACUGAUCAAAAUUAUAAAAUUCAAGUAGGUAUCUGAGAAUUUAUAGAAUCUGUGAAUCAACUACUCACUUUUCACCUAGAUACUUGAAAUUACAUAGAUACAGCAUAAUUUUAUUUUGAUUAACAUUAAAAUGUAUAUAAUGAACCUAUCCCUAGUGUGAUCUUAACUAACAAUUUUGAGAUACUACAAAGUGUAUUCAUGAAAACAAUGUGGAAGAAAUUGUUAUAAGGAAACCACAUAUUUAUUUAAAACAAUUGGAAUACGCUAUGUAAAUUUAACUCUUUGUUCUUUUGAAUACAAGGACAAUAUUUUAAUUAGAUCGGGUUUCUCCUGGUAUUUAGCUAUAGAUAAGGUUUUUAAGUUAAACACACAUAGGACAGAUAUUCUGGUUUUGAUUCUCAGCCAAUUAUUUGGGAAUAAUAACACAGAAUGUUCUAAUUAAGAGGAUGGGAGCAUAAGACUGUACUUAGAAUAUUUUUUACCUCUUUUAAACUGCUUCCAAAGUCCCUUUAUGCCUUUUUUGAGUAGCCUGCCGGCAUUGAGAACAAACACUUAAAUAUUCUUAUUGACUAUUUUUACUGCCUCAAAAAGGGGGUUUCAAUUUUUUUUUCCUGUUCCCAUUGAUGUGUAUGAAUAUACACAAAUAAAAUUUUCACUCUACUAAAGUUUAAAGCUUUCUUCAACUAUUAUUUACCAAGUGGAGAAAAGCUUGAUAACUAUGUAAAUAUUAAAAAUCCUAUGCCUUGGAAAAUAAAGCAAGUUUCUACUGUCAUUCUUAUUUUUUUAAGCCAAUGACAGUUUAUCCUCAGUUACUGCUUAAACAUUAAACCUUUCAAAUAUUGUGUUAUUUGGAUUAAAUUAUAAACAUUAAAUAUUACUCUUUAGUAAAAAUGCAAAUUAUGGAUAAAUUAAACAACAUUUUGGACAAAGGAAACAAUCAUAAACAGUAUUUGUUGGGGAAAAAAUUAAACCUGAAAGGAUCAAUUCAACCUCCAUUGUUAUUUUUAAAAUAUUUUGUGAUAUUCUAAACAUAAAUGGUAAAUUAAUAUAAUGUACUAUGACCAUUAAUUUUUCUGAGAAUUGUAAAUAUGCUACUUAACUGAAUCAAUUUGGGGACAUUAACAUAUAGGAGACAUUAGUAUAGAAGGCAAUACAGAUUUAAUUUCUCUUUAAAAUCAAUUCAUUAAAUAUUAUUUUUAUUAUUCAGUUUUGAAUAUUAGAAAACCAAAUAAUUAAAAGGAUACUUUAUUUAUUAGCAUUGUUACAUAACAAUGUGAACAUGAUGGUGUUGGCUAGCUUUAAAAGGUUUCUAUGUAAAUAAUUCUAUUGUACCAUGUAUAAAAAAAUGAAAUUAUAUUGCUGUAACUGAUGCUGUGUUAAUUUUGGCAUUUGCAGUUAUACUAUUUUUUUUAAUGUAACCUUUUGUCAUUCACAAUUAAUGGAAUAUAGUUUCUCCAACAACUCUGACAUCGUCCUUUUUUUCCCCACUCAGUCACCACUGUCAUUCAGAUAAUCAUCUCUUGCCUAGACUACUAUCAUACUCUCCUAAUUGUUUUCCCUGCUUCCAAUCUCUCCCCUCUUCAAUGCAUACUCAUCAAAAUAGCAAGAUAGAGACUCCUCAGUCCCAUUUUAUCUUUCUUUGCUUAAAUGCCUUCAAAGGCUCUCUGCUGCUUAUGGUAUAAUAUGCAAACUUCUUAGUCUGGCAUUUAGGAUCCCUUCACAAUCUGAUUAUUUCUCUCUUCCUUUCCAGACAUAUUUCAUACUACUUUCCCUUGAAAACUCUGAAUAGCUACUACUAAUAAUAGUUAGGAUUUAUGAGUUAUUUCAAAGUUUACAAAUAUUUCAAAUAUUGAGGCAGGUGUGAAUAUCCCCAUUUUUACAGAUGAGAAAACUGAGGUAAACCUAAGUUAAAUGACUUGGGUCUUCCUCACUCUUAGUCUAGUUAUCUAUCCACUGUUCCUCCUGGCUGUUACUAGGCAAGAUCAAAGAGCCAAACUGAACUCCCACCUGUUCUCCAAACACAAGAUGCAGCCUCCA
Molecule: messenger RNA, 6566 nt
Organism: Antechinus flavipes (yellow-footed antechinus)
Lineage: Eukaryota; Metazoa; Chordata; Mammalia; Dasyuromorphia; Dasyuridae
Gene: WDR17
Product: WD repeat domain 17
Exons: 29
Coding region: 1-3873 (1290 amino acids)
Molecular function (GO): protein binding
Source: RefSeq, a predicted model, not a curated record